Messenger RNA from Scomber scombrus (Atlantic mackerel), 1864 nucleotides. RefSeq names its product GDP-L-fucose synthase-like. Gene Ontology annotation, molecular function: GDP-L-fucose synthase activity. The coding region runs from base 42 to 1019 and encodes 325 amino acids. Lineage: Eukaryota; Metazoa; Chordata; Actinopteri; Scombriformes; Scombridae. Gene Ontology annotation, biological process: nucleotide-sugar biosynthetic process. The record is from RefSeq and is a predicted model, not a curated record. The transcript has 10 exons.
CGGUUAAACUCUUUCCUGUCGUGCUUGGUUACAACUAACAGAUGAACUGUCAGGAGGAUCACACCGGCCCGAUGAGGGUGCUGGUGACAGGAGGGUCCGGCCUGGUUGGGAGGGCCAUACAGCAUGUGGUCAAAGAGGAAGGAGGAAGCAAAGAUGGGGAAGAGUGGAUAUUCCUUUCGUCCAAAGAUGCCAACCUCAUGAACAUGGAGGAGACGCGGGCGGUGUUUGAGAAACAUCGACCCACUCAUGUCAUCCACCUGGCUGCUAUGGUCGGAGGGCUUUUCAAGAACAUGAAGUUUAAUCUGGACUUUUGGAGGAACAACAUCUACAUCAAUGACAACGUGCUGCAGGCGUCACAUGAAGUGGGCGUGGUCAAGGUGGUUUCCUGUCUAUCCACCUGCAUCUUUCCAGAUAAAACCUCCUAUCCCAUCGAUGAGACGAUGAUCCAUAACGGACCACCUCAUGAGUCAAACUUCGGCUACGCCUAUGCAAAGAGAAUGAUUGACGUUCACAACAGGGCGUAUUUCCAGCAGCACGGACGCUGCUACACAGCUGUUAUCCCCACUAAUGUGUUCGGUCCUCAUGAUAACUUCAGCAUCGAGGACGGUCACGUGCUGCCAGGUCUCAUCCACAAAGCUUACACUGCUCAAAAGGAGGGGAAACCUUUGGUGGUCUGGGGAUCCGGCACUCCCAGAAGACAGUUCAUUUACUCUUUGGACCUGGCUCGUCUCUUCCUGUGGGUCCUGAGGGAUUAUCCAGAGGUUGAUCCGAUCAUCCUCUCUGUCGGCGAGGAAGAUGAAGUGUCCAUCAAAGAAGCAGCAGAAGCCGUUGUAGAAGGACUGGGCUUUAAAGGAGAAGUGGUGUAUGAUACCAGUAAAGCAGAUGGCCAGUUCAAGAAGACGGCCAGUAAUGCAAAGCUGCACCAGUAUCUACCAGACUUCACCUUCACACCGUUUAAACAAGCUUUGAAGGAAACCUGCGAUUGGUUUGUCGCCAACUACGACACGGCUCGCAAGUGAAAACUCUCCCAAAAAACAAGCGGGCACAAAGUCUGUCGACACAACGACCCGUUCUGUUGACAGAGGAGAAGAAAAGCGAGAGAGAGAGCGGAGGAGGUGGUGUUGGCAGAUAUGGAGACAGCAGCAGGAGGAAGAAGAAGAAAAGGUGGCAGGAAGUCUAAAAUGAAUGAAGUCUGUCAGCAUGAAUCUGUCCGUCGCUCCCGUCUGUGCACUCAGUGAGCUGGACUGAAUAUCUCACUGUCUGCAACAUUAUAUUGUAUCAGAUUAUGAAUCAUGUUGUAGACUUUUUCUCUUUGGGUACAAUACUAUUAAUACCUGUUAGCAUUGUUUUUCUACCACCUGUAUGUAGGAUUUCCAAUUUUUUAUUCACUAUGGUAGUGUUGAUCAUCUUGGUUGUUAUUUGACUGCUUCAAUCUGGGAAUACAAGGUCUGGUACAUUUCUUUUAUUGAUAUUCUGUGUAGUAUUGAUUAUUUACAUCACUGAGUUAUCUUUAUUCUUUUAAAGGUUUGGAGCCACAGAGGAGAGAACCUAGCAUUAAUAUAAAUGAGAGAAAAAUGCAGUAGAGAGUCAGUGAGCUGAAAUGAAACAAGUCCACAUGAAAUUAGGUAAAUAACAUGAAGAAACAUUUAAUUUAUUUCAGGAGGGGCGUCCCACUAACCCCUCCAAGCCAAAUACUGAGUGGAUAGUUCAUUAUAUAGACAUCAUAGCCUUAUUAGAGUCCAAAUAGCUCGUUUAAAAGCAGCUUCUGAAUACAGGCUAUGUGUAUUUCUCCAUGGGACUGACCGUUUUGAUACUUUCACAGUAUUUAUAUAAAAAGCUAGACCUGCUUUAAUAUCAAAAAGAA